Messenger RNA from Closterium sp. Naga37s-1, 4692 nucleotides. Lineage: Eukaryota; Viridiplantae; Streptophyta; Zygnematophyceae; Desmidiales; Closteriaceae. The record is from the annotation of a GenBank genome assembly.
CUGGAGGAGGGCGGAGAGGAAGCUACUCACAACAUACCCUCCUUACUUUCUCUCUCGCCCCUGGCUCUCCCCCACCCUCACCACCAGGGCUGGGACGGAGAGGCAGCAGAGCCGAUAGUGAAGGAGCUGGAGGAGGGCGGAGAGGAAGCUACUCACAACAUACCCUCCUUACUUUCUCUCUCGCCCCUGGCUCUCCCCCACCCUCACCACCAGGGCUUGGACGGAGAGGCAGCAGAGCCGAUAGUGAAGGAGCUGGAGGAGGGCGGAGAGGAAGCUACUAACCCCGAAAAGGAGUUCGCUGCUGCUGCUGCUCUCGUGCCUGUCAGCUCUGAUGGGGAGAGAACGCGACGUUUGAAGAGUGAGCAGCAGGAGAGGUCUGUGGCCAAUGGAGCAGAUGGAAAGGAGAGCGAGCCAAUGGCUCCAGGGGAUGGCGCCAGGGGUGAGGAGGGGAGUGAAAUAGGCAGCCCAGACGGUUUGCUGCUGCUGCUGAGGCUGUUAGAGGAGGUGGCAGAUGAGGAGUUAGCGAGUGGGGAGGAUGACGUGGCAGACCUCCUGAAGCUGCUGCACACCGCGUGCUUGCUGCGGACCAAUCGCGUGCAUCUGCUGCGCUCCCACGCGCUGCCACGUCUGCUCGACCGCGCCACGCGUGCAGCGCUGUACGCGCACGGUGUUGCCACGUCAGCACCUGGGGGCGGGGCGGCUGGGGUGGCUGCUGCUGCUGUUGCUGCUUCCCAGGCCUCGCUGGCAGGUUCGGCGGAGGUUGCAGCUGACACCUUGCUUCGGAUUGUUGACCUGCUGAUGGUGGAAGGUGGUGAGGGUAGCGGCAUGGGGGGCGAAAGCGGUGUGGGCAGUGCAACAGCAGAGAAGGAAGAAUAUAGCCAUGAUGAGAAGCAUGAAGGAUCCGGGCGGGGCGAAGAAGCAGUGAGAGUUUUCCUCGAGAAGCUUACUGCUGCAUCGCUCUCCCAGGCUGCUUCUGGGGUAGGCUUAUCUGGCCCAGGCGCGUUUACAGCAGGGGGGGCAGGGGGAGGUGGAGGGGUAGGAGGGGCAGGAGGAGGAGCGGGUGGAGGGAAGAAGAGGAAGAGGGAUUUUUCGGAGAGUGUGGCUCGGAUUUUGCCGUACAUGACGUAUGGAGAGGGCAGGGCUAUGGGGGUUCUGGUGGAUCAUUUCCGCCCGUUGCUGCUGGAUUGGGCAGGGUUUGAUCGGUUGGUGGGGGAGUUGAGAGGGGUGGGGAAGGAAGGGGAGGGGUUGGAGGUUGUGACAGAAAGAGGGGGUGGGGAGGGAGGGAGGGGGGAGAGUGCUGGAAAAGAGGAGGAAGAGGGGAAGAGAGGGGAGGAGGUGGGUAAGGAGGGGCAGGGGAGUGGUGGAGGUGGGGAGGGAGGGAGUGGGAAGGAGGAGAGUGAAGAGGAGAGUGAGGAGGAGAGGAGGAGGAAGGCGGUGCACUGGUGGCAGAUGGCGGGGCACUUUGAACGGCUGGUGGGAGCGAUCAGGCUGGAUGGCAGUGGGCUGAGGCUGCGAGCUCUCAUCCUGGAGAGGGGGAUUCCGCAAGUCUCUGCUUUUGAAUUUGAGCUGCUGAUAACUCACACCCUCCCCUCCUUUGCAACUUGCGCUUCCCCUCUCUUCCCCACCCUCUCCCGCCCCUCCCCUCCCUGUCUCCCGCUUCCCACAGCUGCUGUGCACCAUCUGCUCGCCUCAUUCCCCCCCUCUGCCCUCUCCCCCUCCUCUGACCUCUCUGACCUCCGCCCCCUCCCCGCCUGGCAACGCGUGCUUGCCCUGCCCUCACUGCCUCUCCUCCUGGGUCUGCUGCUGGGUCUGUGCCGCGGCCACCCACCCACACAACGAGUUCUGCUGGGAACGGGUGUGAGGGAUAGGGUGGAAAUGGGUGGGGAGGAGGGGCUGGAACCGGGUGGGGAAAUGGGAGUGGGCGGGGAAGUGAAGGGGGUGGAGGGGGCAGAGAAGGGGGUGUUGCCGCUGCUGCUGCUGCUGGAGGGGGUGGUGGGCUAUGAUGGGCUGGGAGCGAGGGCUGAAGCUCUUCUAGAGGUGCUGAGCGGUGGAGAGAAGUCGGGAGAGGUUGGCGAGCGAGGUGGGGGGGGAGAGCAAUUAGAGGGAGGGAAGGAGGAGGGGAGAGGAGGAGGGGAGAGGGGGGUGGAUGAGGAGAGCAUGGGGGUUAAAUCCCAGCUGGCUCCUACUGGGGCCCACCGCAUCAUGCUGACCUCAGCAAAACCGUCAGUAUCUGGGGAAGGCUCAGCCAGUGCAGGCCCCACUUCGGCAGUUGGUGCAGGCAGGUCCAGGGAUGAGGAGGAAGAGGAAGAGGAGGAGGAGGAGGAGCGAAAGGAGAAGGGAGAGGAGGGAGAGGAAGAGGAGGAGGAGGAGGAGGCUUGUGGCGCAGAUGCCUCUGCUGCUGCUGCUCUGCUCUCCACUGCUUUCCCUUUCAACGACGCACAAGGUCUGCUGCUGAGCCGCCUCAUCGCUCUGCCUCCUGCCAUGCGUGCUCUGCGCUGCAUGGUGUGCCAUGAAGGCUACCGUCUUCGCCCCAACGAGCUGAUCGGAGCUUAUACUUUCUCCAGACGCUUCUCCGACCUCUCCACUUGGAGCCUGACAUCCACGACCAGCAGGGUGGCAGUGAACUGGUCUAUCUCAACAGUCUCUCAUUUCAACACCAUCCACUUCUCCUGCCACGACCGUGCCAAGCGCGCCGAUUCUGCCCUCAAGCUGCCCAAGCGCGAGUGGGACGGCGCAGCCCUUCGCAACGGCGGCACCCUCUGCAACGCCCUAUUUCCCCUGCGGGGCCCUCAGGUUUCCCCAGCAGUGUACGCUCGCAGGUUGGAUUCCUGGUGGGAGAGCGUUGCCUCCCUGGGCCAUGUGGACGGCUCUCGAUUCCUCAUCUUACUCCGAGACCUCCGCACGCUCCUCGCGCGCUUCGUGCUCGCAGCCAGCUUCAGCACUGACUGCCACGGGGGCGGGCGCGAGAGCAAUGCGCGCUUCCUCCCCUUCCAGCUUCACAUGCUGCUGCACCUCUCCUCCUCCGCCUCGUCUUCCCAGCGACACUCCCUCGACUCCUCCCUAUCUGCCCUGCUCGACCUUGCCUCUCAGUUACAUUCCAGGCUUCCCUCUGCUCUUUCCUCCAUCUUCCCCCGUUCCUCACCUUCAUCCUGUGAUUCCCCCUCGCGACACCCCCCCUCCUCUUCCUCUCCUUCUAGAUUCUCCCCUCUCUCCUCCUCCCCGUUGCAAUCAUCCCCUCUUGCCUCCUCCCCAUUACAGUCCUCCAUCCUUCUCUCCUCCUCCCCCUCAGCCUCCACCUCCUCCCCUCGCUCCUCCUCUCCCUCCGCCUCCUCCCUCCAUCUCCCUCGCUCCUCACUCUCAACAGCAACAGUCGCAGGGGGGAUGGGCGGCAGCGUGUGCGAUGCCAUGCUGGCAACAGUGCUGACGUGGCCACUGCACAGGUGGCAGCGAUCGCGCCACCUGUUCCUGCUGCUGGCAGUGCAUGAAGCGGCACGGGCACAUGUGCCCUCCGCAUCCGCAGGGCCGUCCGAUGUUUCUCGCGUGUCUUCGACGGUGGCAGGCAAGGCCGUCGCUGCGGUGCUAGCUGCAGUUCAGGUGCUUGCGCCACUGUCCGCCGCGUUCGUCCCCCUGCUGGCGCAGCCACCCCCCGCGGAAGCCAUCCUGCUCUCCCCGGACACCAAGGUUCCGCGCAAUGCUGACGUGGCGCUCCGCCGCGCCGUGCCAGUUGUCAACGAGGCCGUCAGGAAGAUCCAGGAUGAGUUGGAGGAGAUUUCGACCCUCAUGCGCAUCCCUCAGAAGAAGCCGUACAAGACAAUGCAGGCGAACGUGAAUAAGGCGGUCAAGUUGGCAGAGGCCAAUCAAGUGGCGAUUCUGGAUGCUGUGCCUGCUGCCGACAGGGAGAGAGCAGCAGCCAUCUACAACGACCUUGUCAAUUCCAAGAGCGGCUUCCCCGGCCUCCUAGCAGCCAUAGAGGACAAGGACCCUGACCGCGUCUCCAUCCGCCUUGCCUCCUCCCUCAACGACGUGGCGAACCUGUCUCUGCUGCAGGCCACGGGCCUCCAGUUCCUCAUCCCCAACCAAUACGCCACCCUCCCACGGCUAACGGGGCGGGCAACGGUGGAGUUUGCAGUGCUCAAGGCGGAUGGCUCCUACUUCUCCCUCGAUAACGGAGCCACCUCGGCGCUCACAGGCGUGCUGCAGGUGGUGCUGGACGGUUACUCUGCUCCUCUCACAGCGGGGAACUUUGCUCAGCUGGUGUCGCGCCGGGCAUACGAUGGAGUAGCCGUCAAAGCUACAGACCUUGCAGUCCUAUCCGACGCUCGAUAUCCCUCCGCCGGCCGGGACGUGCCUCUUGAGAUCAUGCCAGCUGGCGAGUUCCAACCCAUCUACCGCACACCGCUGGACGUGCAGGACGGGGAGCUCCCAGUGCUGCCCAUGUCAGUGUUCGGAGCAAUGGUCAUGGCCCACUCCCCAGAGAGUGACUCCUUCAGCCAUCCCUCGCAGUUCUUCCUCUACAAAUACGACAAGAGACGGUCUGGGUUGGGUGGACUUGCCUUUGAUGAGGGCCAAUUCUCAGUUUUCGGGUAUGUGACAAGAGGGAGGGACGUUUUGGCACAGCUGCGCACGGGGGAUGUGAUUCAAUCAGCUCGUAUUGUGGCCGGGGCUGAUAGGCUAUCAGUCCCAAGUGUGUAA